GUAUCUUCCUUAACUGAAAGAUUUGUUCUGAUUGUACCUUUCCGUUCCCCCAUUAUGACUAUGAUUAUUACUACACUCCCUUACACCACUCUCUUCAUUAUUAUUUAUUAUUAUUAUUAUCAUCAUUUUUUUACGUCCCUCAAUUUUUUUUCUUCUUAAAUUCUCAUUGUUUUAUGUGGCGCAUAUAUAUUUGGCGCACUCCUGUACCAAUAUAUAUGUGUUCAAAUAAAUAAAUAAAGGUCAUGAAACUUCAGAAAUACAAUUUUCUACUCAUUGAGAUAUCACGAAAAUAUUUUUACUAAUAAAUUAAUUACAUAUUAUUUAAGGAUGCAGCUCCUUUUAUGCUGUUAAUUCAUUUAGUAAUUUUUAUGGAGAAUAAAAAUAUUUUUGAAUAAUAUUGCGGCCUAUACGAUCGAUGUGUAAUUAGAGGAGAGCGGCUGUAUGACCUGGUCUAAAUAUUGAUUGCUUUACCCAAAAUGUUUACAUAGUACCAGCGACCUUCUAUUAACCAAUAAUACGAUAAUGUGAAACAAAAACCGAGAACAGUAUUUCAUGACUGUUGAUCCAUAGUAGAAUACAAUACAGCAAGUAGAUAACGUCUAAUUAUGAAAUUCAGAUUUAUAACUGAUUCGUACAAUAAUAUAGAGUAAAAUUUUGGUCACACGCCAACAUAAUUUAGAAAUUACGAUGUAAACAUAACUACUCCGUAAUUUAAAUAAAACUGAGUAAUAGGUCCGUAAUACAUUAACAGUAACUUAAGAAACGUAUAGCACAUAAUAACAAUUUAUACCUAGCGAAAAAGUUUACAGAUGAAGGCAUAUAAAGAUAUAAUAAUUCAAGUAUCUGGUGUCAUACGGCAGAAGUUUAAACAAUAACAUAAGGUAGAACAGUUCCGAAAGUUCAGCUCUGUUUAAUAUUUAACCCAUUAUAUCAAUAACUUAUGAAUAACAUAUCAUUACUGUGUGUUGUUAUGACUUAAGUUGUUACAAGCAAGUUAAACUACUCGAUGUUCAGUGAGAUGCAGAUUUGAAUCCCUCCGAAAGUCUUAGUAGAGUGAUGACCUUAAAUCAAGCUAAUGAACUUUUACUUGGUUAUUGUUAUAUACAUUGCCAUGGCUUUUCAUUGAGGUUGUGUCAUAAGUCGAGUAAAAGGGCUAUACAUGAGUUAAAUUGCUUUCAACAGUGUUGGUCGUUAGCCUGGAGAUUUUGGAAAUCAACUUGAUUAGUCAUCAUUUAUUCUGUGAUUUAAUGCUGAUAAGCAGUUCCUUAUUUUCUCAACUUUUACUUAAUUAUGGUUUUCAGGUUACCUCACUUUCUCGUAACUCACAGAAACAGGUGAAGGUUUACUGUUCAAUCCCCUUUGAAAUAUUACUCCCUAAGCCUAUUUUUAUGUGUUAAUGAGUAACUGACAAUCCAACCCACCAUAUACUUAAGUGCAUAAGCUUUAUGCUUGAAGCAAAUAAAAUAUCUGCCUGUUUAUUUAUAUAAGAUGACAUUGUUGUACAUUUCGGUUGUAACAGCAGGCGUAAUCAAUGGACGUGGUAAUCAAUUACUGCGGUUGUUUUUUCAUAAUCACAGUUGUCAAACUUGAUUCUAGGUCACUGACCCAAUAAUUAUAUAACUACUUACGUUUCCAUAUUUUAUUUCUGAUAUGGGUUUAUUAAAAUUUUGAUAGAAUUCUGCGUAUGGGUGUUGAGGGUAGUUUCACGAUUUUCUGUGGUUUACGUUAGCACUCUUCUCUAGUGGAAUUUUACAAGCAAGUCAGUUUUUACAACAAGAAUUUCCGGUUUUGGUGAAACAUUUGUCGGCGUCAUUUUUCUGAUAGGAUUAACAAUUUCUAAUAAAUUGAGCCAUACUGUUCUUGUUCAAUUGUUUUCAUUUUUAAUUCGCAGGCAUUCCGAACGAAAUACAAUCUUCUUGAUUCGAUGGUCAUACCAUUCGAACCGAUACCCAUAAUUGAGACACCGGGUUUAGGUAGUUUACCAGCUGUCACAAUAGUAGAUCAGUUAAAGAUUCAAAGUCAAAAUGAUCGAGAUAAAUUACAAGAGGCCAAAGAAAAAGUUUAUCGUGUUGGUUUUUACGAUGGGAUUAUGUUGGUUGAAAAAUAUAAAGGUUUAAAGGUGAAUUCAGUGAAAAAACUUAUUCAAGACCAAUUAGUUGAAACGAAUGAAGCUAUAAUUUAUUACGAGCCGGAAAAUCUAGUCGUUACACGUGGUGGUGAUGAAGCAGUGGUUGCUUUGUGUGAUCAAUGGUAUCUAGAUUACGGCUCAGAGGAAUGGAAAACAGAAGUCCGUAAAGCAGUAGCUAACUUGUCAGCAACCGAUGAGGUUAGACGCGGUCUUUAUUCAACCGUUGACUGGUUACAUGAACAUGCUUGUUCUCGUACAUAUGGUUUGGGUACUCGUUUACCAUGGGAUGAUAAAUGGCUUAUUGAAUCUUUAUCUGACUCUACAAUAUAUAUGGCAUAUUAUACAAUAGCUCAUUUGUUACAGGGCGGGUCAUUAGAUGGUAGAAAACCUGGUCCUCUUAAAAUUUGGCCAGAACACAUGACACCAGAAGUGUGGGAUUACAUAUUUUUAGGAAUAGGAAAUCCAGAGGAUUUAGUCGAAACGAAAAGUCAUUCCUCUCUAAGUGUACCAAUUUUGAAGAGACUUCGUCAAGAAUUUCUUUUCUGGUAUCCAGUUGAUUUAAGAGUUAGCGGAAAGGAUCUUAUCUCCAAUCAUUUAACCUACUACUUAUACAAUCACAUUGCUAUAUGGCCAAAUGAACCAAAUUUAUGGCCUCGAAGUAUACGUGCCAAUGGCCAUUUGUUAUUGAACUCUAAUAAGAUGUCAAAAUCAACUGGUAAUUUUCUCACUUUAGCAGAUGCUGUGGAAAAGUACUCAGCUGAUGGUGUUCGUCUUGCUUUGGCUGAUGCUGGUGAUUCGUUAGACGAUGCUAAUAUAAAAGAAGAGAUGGCUGAAGCUGGACUUUUACGUUUAUAUGGCCUUUUGGAUUGGUUUAAUAUGACAUUGGAGAUUUUAAAUGAUUCAAGUUUACAACAAAAAUCUGGUUAUCGAACAGGUGCUUAUACAAUGCAUGCAGAUUUCGUUUUUGAAAAUGAAAUGAAUAAUACGAUUGAAUUGGCCGAUAAAGCAUACGCUUCACAUGAAUACAGAGAAGUACUUAAAAUUGUAUUUUAUGAACUUCAGGCACAUCGUGACCGUUAUCGUGAAGUUUGUCAAGGCAGUGUACAUACUAAUCUAAUUCGACGUUAUAUGAAUAUUCAAUUACUACUACUUAGUCCAAUUUGUUCACAUGUUUGUGAACACAUAUGGAUUAAUUUGUUAAACAACAAGACAUCAAUCUUUUGUGAAAAGUGGCCCGAGCUUAGUUGUCCAGUAGAUCGAAUACUUUUGUUACAAGGUCGCUACAUAGAUGAUGCAGCUCAUACUUUUAGAUUACAACUUAAACAAUACCAAUCAUCAAAGUCGUUCAAAAGUAGUAAAUCUGUUGGAUCCCAUUCUGUUACUCAGUUUAUUCCACCUUCGGAUGCUGUUGUUUGGGUUGCUAAAGCUUAUCCAGCAUGGCAGGCACAAAUUCUUGAAAUUAUGGCAGCUAAUCUUUCUGACGAUGGUAAAACGUUAGCAGAUAAUGCAACGUUAGCUCAACUUUUACGUCCUCAUCUAAAGGCUAUGGGUAAAAUGGCAAAACGUGCUAUGCCAUUUGUACAGUUAGUCCGGGAACGGUUUGUAAUUCACGGUAAACGAGUUCUUCAACUUCAGUUGGAGGUAGAUGAAUGCGAAGUAAUUAAAAAGAAUUUAUCCUAUCUUAUAUCAACUUUAGGUUUACGACAACCUGAUGGUUUAAAAAUCAACUACUCGUGUGAUUCUAAUGAUAGUCGUAUUGAAGAAAGUGUUUGUCCUUUAGAGCCUCUUAUUUUGUUUUGUGAACCAUCUACCUCAGCAUCCUUGACGUUUUUAAAUCCGGAUAUUGGUUCAGGUCUCUUUACACUUAAUGGUGUUACUAUUUUUGACGGCGACACAUAUACCGAUGUGGUUUCACGUGUAGUCACUCACUGUCGUUCACUUGCGUUAAACAGUAAAGACUUAAAAAACAUAACAUUGUACCGUUUUACCGAUCCUACAUGCGGACAUUUACGCGUUCCUCCUUACCCUAAGGAAGCUCUACAAAUUGUCCAGCCAACAGCUCGUUUUGUAGUCGAUGCAUCAUCCAUCAUAACGCUGAAGAUUGGUAGUGAUUUUAUUCCUAUUGGCAAAAAGCUUGUGUACACAACUACCGUGUCGUCAUGAUCAUCUUCUACUAGAAUAAAGCUUUUUAUUUUUGG
Schistosoma bovis is the source of this 4326-nucleotide messenger RNA. The record is from the annotation of a GenBank genome assembly. NCBI's taxonomy places the organism in Eukaryota, Metazoa, Platyhelminthes, Trematoda, Strigeidida, Schistosomatidae.